Molecule: messenger RNA, 4397 nt
Organism: Coturnix japonica (Japanese quail)
Lineage: Eukaryota; Metazoa; Chordata; Aves; Galliformes; Phasianidae
Gene: TIAL1
Product: TIA1 cytotoxic granule associated RNA binding protein like 1
Molecular function (GO): RNA binding; DNA binding
Source: RefSeq, a predicted model, not a curated record
CGGCGCGGCGGCCGGACCGGGCAGGAUCAGCCGGGCCGGCAGGGAGCGGAACGGCGGGACGCGGCUGCGCGGAGCGAGGCUUCCUGAGCGGCUGGUGGCGGCGGCCAUUUUGUGCUGCUGCUUCCCUCUCCCGUUCGGCCUGAGCUGUCGGGACCUGGACAGGGGGCGAGACGGAGCGGGGGCAGCCGGGGCCCUCACCCUCACGUUCCCUUCGCCUCCCCGUAAGGCGGAGCCCCCCCUCCCCCCCCUUCCGGCGCUGCCCCCGGCUGCGAGCGGAGCUCACGAACCAGUAUGGAAGACGACGGGCAGCCACGGACACUCUAUGUAGGAAACCUCUCCAGAGAUGUGACUGAAGUCCUUAUACUUCAGUUGUUCAGCCAGAUUGGACCAUGCAAAAACUGCAAAAUGAUAAUGGAUCAACCCGAUAGCAGAAGGGUCAACUCUUCUGUUGGAUUUUCUGUUUUGCAGCAUACAAGCAAUGACCCUUAUUGCUUUGUGGAAUUUUAUGAACACAGAGAUGCAGCUGCUGCAUUAGCUGCUAUGAAUGGGAGAAAAAUUUUGGGAAAGGAGGUCAAAGUAAACUGGGCAACAACACCAAGUAGCCAGAAAAAAGAUACAUCCAAUCACUUCCAUGUGUUCGUUGGGGAUUUAAGUCCAGAAAUAACAACAGAAGAUAUCAAGUCAGCGUUUGCUCCUUUUGGUAAAAUAUCGGAUGCACGGGUAGUUAAAGAUAUGGCAACUGGAAAAUCAAAAGGCUAUGGUUUUGUAUCUUUUUAUAACAAACUGGAUGCAGAAAAUGCUAUUGUACACAUGGGAGGCCAGUGGCUAGGAGGCCGUCAGAUCAGAACCAACUGGGCAACGCGGAAACCACCAGCCCCCAAAAGUACACAAGAAAAUAAUACAAAACAAUUAAGAUUUGAAGAUGUAGUAAAUCAGUCAAGUCCAAAAAAUUGUACUGUGUACUGUGGAGGAAUUGCUUCUGGGCUGACGGAGCAGUUAAUGCGCCAGACCUUUUCUCCAUUCGGACAGAUAAUGGAAAUAAGAGUGUUUCCAGAAAAAGGCUACUCGUUUGUCAGAUUUUCAACUCAUGAAAGCGCGGCACACGCUAUUGUUUCAGUGAACGGAACCACAAUUGAAGGACAUGUUGUUAAGUGUUAUUGGGGUAAAGAAUCUCCUGAUAUGACUAAAAACUUCCAGCAGGUGGAUUACAGUCAGUGGGGUCAAUGGAGCCAAGUAUAUGGAAAUCCACAACAGUAUGGGCAAUAUAUGGCUAAUGGAUGGCAAGUACCAUCAUAUGGAAUGUAUGGCCAAGCAUGGAAUCAACAGGGUUUUGGAGUAGACCAAUCUCCAUCUGCUGCCUGGAUGGGUGGAUUUGGUGCUCAGCCUGCCCAGGGACAAGGUGCUCCAGUAAUACCUAAUCAAGCUGGAUAUGGUAUGGCAAGCUACCAAACGCAGUGAGCUGGGACUCUGUUUAAACGUGUGUAUUUCAUGAUAGGCUGCAGUUUCCAGUGACACUCUGAAGACUGGAAUGUAGACAAUGGAGAGGAAAGAAAAAAAAAAAAAAAAAAAGAAAAUAUUUAUUUUAAAAAUGGAAAUGUUUGGAACCUUUAGCACAGCUUUGCUUUGGUGAAGGACACAAAUGUCUUCUAGUUCUGCCUUUUUAAGUUUUUGUUCAUGAUGGAUAUGAACAUGUUUUUCUUUGUGUACAAAACUUAAAAAUAAAGUCAAUAAAGACAAUUCUGACUACAAAUUUUGAUAUAGUAGCAGAAAUGGCUGAUGAAUUUGAUCCUUAGGUUACCAUUCCAUUUCUUUUUUUGUUCUGUCUUCAGUGUUUUAUAUCACUGUGCUUUUUAAGAGAAAUGACACUGAGAAACAGCGAGUUGCUUUUAGUUGAACACACACCCUGAAAUAAACUGUGGACCAAUGAUUACAACCUGCUAGACAGUAUUGGUUUUUCAGGAAGCCGAUGGACAUCGCUCUGAAAGCACACGUAGGUCUUGGAAUCCUUUUUUCUUAAGAAAAUACUUAAUUUUUCUACGUGCUUAAAGAAAACAGUACGACACAAAGAAUAGUCGAGUGUGAAAUGAAAAACAGUACUGUCUGAGUUACUUCAUUUUACUGUCCACAUUCAGGCACAUACUAUAACUUCAGAGCUGGUUUGCUCAUUAAGACCGUAGAGAUUUGCAUUUAAUUUUGAGGAGUAAAAAAUGUUUUUGCAAGUAUGUUGUUUGUAUUCAAAUCAAACAGUCAUACUUGUGCUUUUACAUAAGGUUUGAAGGCUACACAUUGUAAAUAUUUCAUAAUGACAGUGUUUCAAAAGCAUGCUCAAACAUAGAAGUAGCAAUGUAAUUAUUCAGAGUAAUACUUAAUAUACUCUACUGCUUUAAACGCAGUAGAUUGACAAGAAUGUGCAAGACUGACAUUUCCAAAGUUGGCUAUUAUGUAAAGUUACAUAAAGAACUAUAACAAAGAGCCUUAAUUUUAAUUUCAUAAAUCUUUAAUGCAUCACCUUUUUGUCAUUAGAAAUACGGAUUUUUUGCUUUACAUUAUUUGGUAUGUAAAUACCUUGGUUAACAACCUUGUAAACCUAUUUCAAGGUUAUUAUAAGUUGUAUAGUAUCUUGAGUGUUUUGAAAAAAUCUUGAUGUUUUUUAAGUCUAGAAAUAUUUUGCCCAAGAAUUUUUUAACAAGAUUGUUAAAAACAUCUUAUUUUAGAGACUAUUCAAUGUGCCAUUUGGUAAAUGGAGAUGCAGUUGAAACAGUACACUGAGUUGUGACUUAUUUUUAAUUCAAGUUUCUGUCUUUAUGGGUGGUUUGCAUGUGAUGAACCUGUACAGAGGCUGGGUUGUUUGUGUACUGAGUGUGUAAAUGGAUAAAUCACACAGAUGUUUCAAUGGUAUACUUGGGUUAUUUCUGAACAAUUUUAUGGAUACAUUGAUAUAAACUGCCUCAAUAAAUUUGAAGUUUAAAAUGAAUGUAAGGUAGAUAUAAGUACUGUGUCUUACCUAUGACAGCUAGGGGGUGCAAAUGUUUCAGCUGUAUACAGAAAUACACUGAAGCAGCACAGUUAAGUGUAGGAUUUGCAGUGAUAGUCCAGUGAAACAAGCUUGAGUUUUCAAAGAAACAGCAGAAUAUUUUAGCUCGAAAUGAGCGUGUGAGAAGCUGUGUGUUUUCUGUUUCUAACUGCAGGUAUUUCAAGUUAGAGUUUGAAAAGGGGAACUUGCAGUGUUGUUGAACCCAGCCAGGUUGUGCAAUUAACACUUAAUGCUGUAGCAAAUCACGUGAGUUUUCUCUUCCUCCUCUAUGUGACGUACUUAGUAGUACCUUGAAUUUUAGAUAAGGCCGAAAGUGAGAUAUUCUGGAAGAGCAGUUGAGGCUCAGAGGUACUUGCAACUUCCAAUGCAUGCAAUAAUGACUGAAGUUAGUGUGGAACCGUAAGUGCUUGUGAUGACAGAACUGGCUAUUUCUCUCCAUUUCUCCUUUAUCGGAUGCGUAGUGUUCUUUUGCUCAAGUUAGGAAUCUCGUCUACAGGUCUCAUUUUUCUAUAAAUGUUGUAUAUAUGUGUAUAUCUACGCGAGGAUCGGCCUAUACGUUGUAGUUUGGAGGGAAAACUCACAAGUAAGUCUGCGUUUUUAUUAUACUCACAUGGUUUCAAAAACAACACGUGAGUAGAUCUCUGACUUUGCAAGUUAUUGUAGGAUUUCUUAGACUUCACUUGAAAUCCGGGCUUUCUACAGAACUCACUCAAGGUAUUUGACUUACGACUGUGUUCUGAGCACAUGCUGGUGUGCGAGCAGUGUGUUCUUUAGGCACUAAUGAAGAUUUAGAUGUUGGAAGUACAUUGCCACGUAAAUGCCCAUAUUAGUGGGUGUAACUUUAAGGCAAUGAUCCGUCAGCUCUCACUGUGUAGCUCACUUCAAAUCUGAUUCAAUAACAUGCAGAGCGGGGCGUUACCUGACCUGUGUAUCAGGAGGAGGGAUAGGAUGUACUUUCUCAUUUAAGCCUUUUCUCACUGGUUUUUAUACAGCUUUUCUUUAAUGGUGAUGUUUCUUCACAGACUACUCGAGAUAUAGGAGUCUCCAGUGUCCCUUAAUGUUUCUAUAGCGCUGCGAGGAGGAGUUGUAACUUGGAUUGCUUUCUACUCAGUACCGUUCAUAAAUGCGUAACUGACAGUUUUUUGGCACCAAAGAGCCUCUUGCACCGUCCUGCUUUUCUGAAUGACUGUUACACUGUUGUAAUUUCUCUUAACUGCAGAAAUUGACCUCUACCUAACAGGAUUUGGAUUUCAACAAGUAUUGAUUUAUCAUGGCUUAACUUGACGCGUGCAAUCUGAAACAAGGUUUUUAAGCUGCGUUUGCAGAAAAUGUUCAAUAAAAGUGAAAUGUGAUGAAGGGCUUA